Molecule: messenger RNA, 2373 nt
Organism: Cladophialophora carrionii CBS 160.54
Lineage: Eukaryota; Fungi; Ascomycota; Eurotiomycetes; Chaetothyriales; Herpotrichiellaceae
Exons: 1
Coding region: 1-2373 (790 amino acids)
Source: RefSeq, a predicted model, not a curated record
AUGCGGUUCGGCGACACUCCAGAGCUCCCCAGCCCUGACAGGAGAAAGAGAUGGCGAUCCAUCACUCUGCGGCUCUGGUGUGUGCCUCUCCUUUUGCUCGCCGAGGUGGCCUUGAUCAUUGGUAUAGGCACCCUGUUUGCCUUGUCGAGACAGCGAACCGGCUUCGUCGAAGUCGGCUUCGGAGAACGAUCGUUGGAUAUCUCCAGCUUUCCAGGUGCCUUGAGAUGGGGUCAGGGCCUGCUGUGGACAACGCUCCCAGUCCUCAUCAUCGGCUUGUACAAGUUGUUUCGCGAUGCCGUGGUAGCAGCGCUGGUCGUCGAGACCCCAUACAUUGAGCUGGCCCGCACCAGCCGCGACCGCCCCGUGAAAGCCCGCAAGUCGGUCUAUCUUGACUAUCGAUCCUACUUUGCGAUCGUGGCCUGCGGGAAGGCAUGGAAGAACAAGCACUACUUCCUCAGCAUCUGCCUCGUGCUGUCGUUUGUCGAAGCGCUGGGCCUUGUGCCCCUGACGGCGCGUCUGUUCGCAGCCCGCGAGGAACUUCUCCCCAAGGAGGCCACGAUCAACGUCUUGUCGGCCUUCGACACCAGUGCACCUCUCGGGAAUGCCGAUUAUGGCGCCCUCAUGGACGCCGUGUCAGCCUCGUGGAUCAACGAGUCGCCGCUGCCGCGUGGCACUGACGGCGAUUUCGCCUUUAGUCGGAUCACGCCGACGCAGCCUGGGACGAACUUCACGAUCUCGGCGCCCACGAACGCGUCACGCCUGACUAUGGACUGCACAGAGGUGCCAAUGUCAUCGUCCAACCUCAACGUGGUGGAUGAGACCGACAGUUUCGUCACCGUCAGCUUUUCCACCACAGACCGUGGCUGCGAUAUCGAAGGCAGCAUCCCAGCGAGUACCGACGGCGACGACUUUCUCGAGGCCAUAUUGACGAGUAAAUGCCCCGACGCAGCCGGCAACUCGCGCAUCGGGUUCUUCUACGGCGCUGUGUCCACCACGGGUGAUCUCUCGAAUUCUAUCCUCGUCUCCUGUAUCCCGACCUACUGGUCCGCACCCGGCACCCUCACCGUCGUGACGACCAACAGCGCUUUCUCUGGUCGGGUCGUCGAGACGCCCAAGUUCAACGCUUCAAGCUACAACGUCCAGGACCUAGGCAUCCCGGCCCAACAAUUCGAACAGGGCGUCAUGACCGUCCAGACAUUCAACCCUGCAACCUCCAGCGCGGGCAACACGAACGCUCCGCUCCGACUCGCCGAGCUGAUUGUGCGCCGCAUCGAGGCUCUCGGCCAGUCGUACAGCGCCGAAUCUCUCAUCAACGCCACCAACCGCAUCUACCCUGCAAUCUACACGAUGCUGGCCCUGACUUACUUCUACCCGGAGCUGUCCCAACCGGUCGCCAUCACGGGUACAUUGGCCGUGCCUCAGAACCGGUUACAUGUCGUGCCACCCGUGGCGAUCGCCAUGCUCGUCAUCCUCGCCAUCCUGCUCGCCUCGACCGGCUACCUCAUCUUCUACCUACACUACCAUCCGAGCAUCCUGGCGGAAGAACCCGUAGGCCUCCUCGGCGCGGCAAGUCUCCUCCGCCAAAGUAACAUUGCGGAUAUCAUCGAGAAGUACCACCAGCAAGACGACUUUGACGGACGACUGAGCCGGGAAUUGCCCAAAAAUAGCAAUAGCGCGAGCAAGGAGAUGAGCAGCAAGAAGGCGAAGAAGAAGCAGAAGAAGAAGAAGAAGAAGAAGCAGCAUCUAGACGAUCAGCUGAAGGAAACGUGGUGCUGGGUCGAGCGUGGCGAACGGCCUCACGAGCUGAUCAUCAAGAUGGGCCGGCCUGACGAGUCUUGCCACAUGAAGACGGGAAGUGCCGGAGAAGACGAAGAGGAAGAAGAAGGCAGUCAGCGCGCACCACUCGACGAGGUUCCAUUCAGGCCGUCUAACGGGCGGGCGCCAAGUGCGCAGAAUGUCUGGGCCGCCGCAGGUGGUCCUAUGUACGGUCGGAUCCCCGGGCAGGAGCAAGACCAAGAGCAAGAGGCCGUCUAUGAACUAAGACAGGGAUCGGGCGGGCGACCAGGACUAGUAUCAGAAAAGUCUCCUUUACCGAUCCAGACAGCCCUACCGACACCGUCGCCCGGGUUCAGCGGCGGCCCGCACUACGACUACGGCAAUGGAUACGGGUAUGGACAUGGAUAUGGUCGCAAUGGUGUAUAUGAGGAUGACGGGUUUUUUACCCAGAGUCUUACGUCUGGGUCUCCAGCUGUGCCGGGGGUUGUGCCUGACGGUAGGCCUGGGGGUGUGUCAGGCGGAAGGCCUCUGGGCGUACGAAGGAAACCGGUGCACAACAACAAUACUAGCUAUGGGAGCAGUAGGAGCCACUACUGA